GAACUGGCUAAUUUGCUAAGGUUAUGGAUUUAUUUUAGGGUGCACAAUUGUUCUGAAAAAGUAUAUUAAUUGAACUUCAGAAACUUUUGGACCAUCGAGCUGGCUAAGGUUCCGCCGGUUAAGCGGGCCGCCAACGCGAACAGCUGUUCGAAUUCAGCCGCUGGUUUUGACAGCUCUGUGCGUCCACUCCGCUACUUAUCGCAAUUCAAUGGAGUGCUUAGGCUGUAUCCGGGCUUUUUUCAUUGGCGAUCCACAAAUCCCACAAUACACCAGACUGCCCCCAGUUCAUCUGGAUACUCAGUUUAUGGGCGAGAAUGCAGUAAUUGUGAAGAAUGGCCACCGUCUUUGUGGUUCCGGAGCAUCACUGGCAAAUCAUCCAAUUGCCCAAAAUAAAGCUUAUUUCGAAGUGAAGCUUCAGCAAGGUGGUACAUGGGGUGUCGGAAUCGCUACUCGAGAUGUGGACCUCAACAGCUUACCUCUAGGAAACGAUUUCAGGAGCGUGGUUCUUCGCGACGAUGGUUGUGUUGUUGGAGCUGGAACGAUCCGACAUCGACUUCCCCAGCAGGUGCAAGAAGGCGAUGUACUGGGGGUGGCUUACGACCAUAUCGACCUGCGUUUUUUUCUGAAUGGGGUUGAUCUUCAAGUUGCUAGUCUGGGCAUUAAAGCUGAAGAAGUUUAUCCUAUUGUUUAUGUUGACGGUGGAGCGGUCAUAGAAGCGGCAUUUAGUUCAUUUCAUCAUCAACCACCAGCAGGAUAUCAAAGGAUCCUUAUUGAACAGUCUUUGCUUUAAUCAAGCAUCGGAAGUAGAUGUCUUGAGUCAGACUUAACUAUAGGAUUGUUCCUAAACUUGGUCAAGAGAGGGCCGAAUUGUUCGAAUUCGUUCUUGUAAAGGACGAAUUAGCUGUCGCAGCUGUACUAGUCGUAGCAAUUAACAUCGUGAUCAUAUUAAGAGACGCCAUCUAUACCACGCAGCUUUCUGAAGUACGAGGCUUUGGAUGAGCAAGCCGGACGUGGGCACGGCCCUAUUCCUGUCAAAAAGGAGUGUGACUUGCAGCAAUUCGGCGCCGCUACUUGUUGAAAACAGACGAUACGAGCACCCUAUAGUGUUUCCACAACUUCGUUCUCUUCUAAGGCUCCGGUAACUUAUUCUCGCAUGUCCGGUAUGACAAAGUUAUGAUAGAGCUGUACAAAGCUCCUUGUAGUAAUCAGGGUUGUUUUUGGUUAUGAUAGUAAUUCUAAAAAUUUUGUUUACUUGCCAGUUCCAGCAUUAAGCGCACGCAGUGCUUCUUGUCCUUGCACGAUCUUCAGCAGGGCAGAAGUCCUGGUGAAUGAUAUAUAACGUACCCUCGCACUUUCCAUAUAAGAUAUGAGUAAUCUUGUAAUAUGAACCAAAGCUGAUCAAACGAACAUGUAUAAAUUACGUAUGUAAUGACCUUUUCAAAAAGAAAGACUCUUGGUUUUUGCCAAUAAUUUGUCUAAGUGGCUACUAUAAUAGAAUAUCUCCAGAACUAAACUGCAGUGCACCUGAUUUCUAGCUAAGUUGACUGUAAACCUUCGAAGAAAAAGCAAUUCUUUUUUCUUUUAUAUGAAUAUUAUUUUCACAUGGUGAUGAUCGCAAAAUGUUGCGAAAAAGUGCUACCUUAAUCAAAUUCAAAAACACCUGAACGAAAGCAAGCACUCAGAUAAAAUAGUGCGAUUCACUUAUACUAUUAUAUCUAAAUACUGAAUGAAAAUAGUCAUAACGUUCCUUACUAAAUGCAUUCGAGAGUCUGUAUUAAUUUUUUUGGUAUACAGUAUUAAAUCGAUGCAUAAAAAGUUAUUCAUUUUUUUGGUAUACAGUAUUAAAUCGAUGCAUAAAAAGUUAUUCAACUGGCAUAAGACAACCUUUCACGAAAAUUAUGGCAACAGAUCAUUGUGUUAUGAAUUGCAAUCUUCUGACAACUCUCCGCGAUUUUUUAAAUUUUAAUCAACAUGAAAGUGUAUAGGUCAAGUGUCGAACAAUUUUCUCUUCUUCGUCUGUCAAGAAACUCUCUUCAUCUUCCAAUGCAUUGUUACAAAUUUUAUUUUUCAGCUACCGGAAAUGGUGGUAACCCAGCAACUCGACAUCUAGAGGAAAUAUUGAUUGCAAAAAUCCCUACUUAUACUUAUUUAACGCAAUCUUAUAAAUUUUUGCAAUAGUGGCCUAUGCAACUAGGCCAUAUGCAUACAUGCAGUUGCUGAAUUUUUAAACGCUUAUAAUUCGAAGGGAACAUUAUCGUUUUUUUUUGGGAAGAUACCUUACUUGGCUUUUGAAUGAAGCGUACCUCUGCGAUACAUCGUGUUGCACUCUGUUUUACAUUUAAGUGGAGAUACGAUUUCUCCUCAUACAUCUUGCCGUUGUAGCCUCGUGUUGCUUGGUACCAAAUUGAUCAGCGGUGAGAAGCCGUGUUUCGUAGUGCUUCUGGUUCAGGUUUUCACAUAAAUAAACUCUAAAUUUUUAAUAAAUUUACGGUGUCAGACGAUAAUUAAGUCUUUAAAACCGACGUUAUGGGCCUAUUCCCGAAUUGUUUGCCGUCAUUUUCCUUCAAAGUUAUCUUCAGAUGAACUGCAUCGACUUAGAAUAAUUCAUCGGAACAAAGUGUUUCAAAUCUCCUUCGAACAAUCCUCUAAAUUACGAACUUGUUGUUGUGUGUGGCACAGAUACCCCGAACUACUUCGCUAACUUCUUGACUUUGGCAAGAAAUGAAAUAAAAUGGUGUCGAAAAUGCACAACGAAAUUAUAAUGGAUUUGUCUGUUUGUGAAUCGUGUAACUAAGUCAGCGAAUACCUGAAACGUAAUUAAUUGGGAAAAACAGCGGCUUAAAUAAAGCAGGCACAACCUAUGCUUUUAUCUAUUAUUUUGGUUUGUACUGCGUUAUAAAUUAAUCACACCAAAAAGGUUUGCGCCGACCAAGAAUGUACAUGUUGUUUCGGGCUGAUAACACUUUCGUUCAUCUAAAAUUUAGAUCAGUAUAUUCCAUUUUCUAGUAUUAUUUAUAAGACUGCACUUCCUUUGAAAACUGUAAAGGAAAAUUAAGGCAGUUCGUUGUGUUGGUUGCCUGUUCCAAUGUGCAGUGCUUUAUUGUUAGUAGCUUGUAAAUGCUCGUCCUUAUGGACAGACCACACAUUUGAACAGAGGAAUAUUUUGCUGUCAUAUAAAUUCAAUAUAAUAAUAACUUUAUUGUAACAAGAUGCACUACAAACAUCCACGUAUCACAGGCAGGAACGUUCAUUUCCAGAACUGAAACCACUCAAUCCCUUUAUGUUGUCGUGAAUUGACUGGUGACGCUUGGAAACCAGUUCAAGUAUGAGCAGGCAACACUAACUGAGGGCUUGAAUUUCCAUUAUAGCCAAAAUACACGACCUGUUCGCUUCGAGUAGCUGAUGUAAUAGGUUUUAUUGCCCUUGGCACAAGGCCUUUAAGCAAGUUGGUCGUUUUUGGUAUCCCCAACUACCUCUUUUAAAAACUAAAUAAAGAACUCAGGUAAGGUAAGAUAACCAGAGCGAGUUGGGAAGAGACCCAUUCAGUUUUUAAGGAUGUGUAGUAAAAGAAAAUCACCUUCGAGCCGAACAACGUGAAAACAAAUUGCCAGACAUAAUCAAUUUCCACAUAUACAUUGAUAUACACAAAUAUAUGUGAAUAUUAUAUACGGUGCUCUUGACUAAAUGUUUACAUAAGUCAUAAUAUAUAUGAAAUGUGUAAAAUGUGCUUUUUGUGAGUGCGUCGACAGUCAAUCUUCACCAGCACUAAUAUUGCUGCAAAAUCCCUCUAACGCUGCAAAUUCUAUAAAAACAAAAUUAUUAUUAUGUAACCUCUAUUAUUUGUUGCGCUGCGGAGUCACUUUUUGUUCAGCAUAAUUUUUGCUCUAAUGCACAUUGUAUAUAGCGUUGUGUUUAGAGCCAUAUAAAAUAAAAAGUGAAGGACUCACUACAAAAACAAAUUAUAUAAUACAUAUAUAUAUACAAAGAAAUAACAUACUUGCAUUGCUUCUGCCGCAGGAUUGUUAUUGAUAUAAAUGUAUUGCUGUAAAAGGAAUUAUGGUUAUACCAUAACCGAAACGACCUAAUUAUUAUAUAUUGCGUUAAUAGAAAAUAAAAUGAAAACGAUAUUUGAUGCUGUAUCGAUCUACUGUGAUGACCCACUCGCGGAAAAAUUUAUUUCAGAUAGUUCAUCUGUCUUCCGCUUUAUCCUUAAAUUUGUUUAGUUAUCAAUCUUGCAGUUUUUAUUGUAACUGACGGUAUCUCACAUCACAUCCAGUUUCGCCUCGUUAUUGAGACUUCUACAUUUCACCGUUAUCUAAUAUAUUUUAUUCAGCGCAUUUUUUAUUCCCGUUUCUAAUGAGGACUGUUGAGUGGGCAAUAUUUUAGGGUAUCUGUCAAUUGUCGUUUUCGUUAGUUUCUUCAUUAAUGUAUUAACCAUUAAGGAUAUUUCGUGGCGUCUUUUCUGUUGCGGUUUUUUUUUGUUGUUGUAGAUGCAUACACAAGGGUUUCACUAAGAAUAUAAAUUCAUCAAAAAAGUUUUACUUCUACUAUUGUUGCAUUAUUAUAGCGGUAUAUCAAUAGGUAAUAUUUAUAGCGUGUAUGUAUAUACCUGUAUAAAUUUAAU
Messenger RNA from Varroa destructor (honeybee mite), 4624 nucleotides. Its product is annotated as SPRY domain-containing protein 7. NCBI's taxonomy places the organism in Eukaryota, Metazoa, Arthropoda, Arachnida, Mesostigmata, Varroidae. The record is from RefSeq and is a predicted model, not a curated record. Gene Ontology annotation, molecular function: protein binding.